Messenger RNA from Dentiscutata erythropus, 346 nucleotides. The record is from the annotation of a GenBank genome assembly. Lineage: Eukaryota; Fungi; Glomeromycota; Glomeromycetes; Diversisporales; Gigasporaceae.
GUACUUAUUUUUCUUUUAUGGAUUGAUGAAAAACUCGAUCUCUCCGUCAAUACCUCUACCGACUUCUGAAAAGAUUUAUUCCCAUACACCAUAUCCAAUGAUAUCAACAAUACUAUCAAUUAGUUCUCUAUUGUUUUCAAUAUAUAUUUUACAAUCACGAAUUGUUACAGUCGUUCAUCUAUAUUGCGGAAUUCUUCUAUCACUUGUUUCUACAAUUAUGGCAAUUGGUACGGAUCGAAUGGAACAAUUGUGGUGGGGAAUACCACUUGGAUUUCUCAUCGUAGAUAUAAUUGCCUUGUAUAUCAUCAGAGAUUCAGAACCAGAUAUAAAUGGUCUAGAAAAUUAA